ACUGCACUCCUCUCAGUUGCACCAAUAAACUCAAGUUUUUUCAGCAAGUAAGAACUGCGUGCUUCACUGCUGGAGUUUAUAUUCUGCCCCUGAAACCAAAACCACAUCAAAGCUGACAUCAUUUCAUGAGCUCAUGAAGAUGGAAGGUUUUACCGAUCUCCUAACAGAUGCAUUUUCAGAGACAUCUACUCCUCCAUUCCCGGACGAAGAUUUGGACUUUGAGAAUUUAACUUUUGAAGAAAAGUCUGAUGAAGACGGGACAGAAAACCUAACAACAAACAAUAAAGAGGCGGCACUGCUCCAGGAAGCAACAGGUGAAGCAGCAGCUCUGUUUGAAACCAAAGAGGCGGCUGAAAAUGUUUACGAAGAGCAGUCGGACAAUGAAACAGAUGAGGAGGAUUUUAAAGGUGAGGGGAUCGGUGCCGUGGACGGUGACAAAACAACAGAAGAGGAUUACACGAGCUCAGAUGGAGAUUCUGCACACGAAGGCUCCGUCUCUGGAGAAGAUGAUGAGGGUGUGGAAGAGGACAUAGGAGUGGCAGAGACACCAGGGGAUUUGUUGAUGUCAGUGCGCUGCAGUGAUGAGUUCAAUGACAGCGAUAAGGAGGACGAGAUCUUUGCUGAGGAACAACCUCUGGCCCCGGAGGAUGCUGAAAACCCUCAAGUUAGAAACGAGGAGCGAGGUGAGGCUGAGAGCGAUGAGGACGUGUCCUAUUUGGAAAGAUUCCCUGACCGAGGUGAUGAGACUGUGAUAAAAGCUGCAGAGAUAGGAGAGGAUGAGGGAGAAAGCGAAGAAGAAAAAGAAGAAGAAGAAGAAGAAGAAGAAGAAGAAGAAGAAGAAGAAGAAGAAGAAGAAGGAGAAGAAGAAGAAGAAGAAGAAGAAGAAGAAGAAGAAGAGGGCAUAUCAUCUGAUUCCGAGUGUGAGGGCAUGAAAAUCGAACAGGAGGAAAAUGUUAUCGGACAGCCUCUUGAGGAGGAGGAAGAGGUGGAAAACAUUUACGGGGAUGAUCCUGAGGAAGCUAGUUCAGAGUUUCCUUGCAUAUCCUUCCAAAAUCUGCAGGAGCUCACUGGUGAAGGUGAUAAUGGGGAAUAUGCAGAGAAAAUGAAAGAUUUCUCAGGGGAUGAGCACCAAGAGGCAGGUGAGAGCUUUGCAGAUUACCCCUCAGACUUUUCUUCUUGUGAAUAUGCAGAAGAUGGGAGAAAAAAUCAGGAAAGCAGGCCAAGUUUCGGGCCCGGUACAUCUGAAUGCAGUUCAUACACGCAGCAGGAUGCUUUCAUGGAAGGACCUGUGGAAGAUAUAACACAGAUGGACCACCCCGAGGACAGCGAUGAGAAGGAAGACGGGUAUCUGUACAGCAGAGAUCUAGAGAUGGAUGCUGAGAAUCUGAUGAGCAUGGACGUAGCAGCUGGAGAACAAGACAGAGGCAGCACAGCCGCGACCAAGUCUGACGAUGAAGAAGACACAUCUGAGAGCGACUACAGUUCCAGUGAUGAUGACGAGGCUCGUAGGUGCCUUCAAGAGCUUGAAAACAACAAGCAGCCGGCCGACAGUCAGAUAUAUGCCGCGAGCGGAGCAGAUCGAGCAGAUUUCCUCAGCUGGGAAUUUGAUGUAUUAAAUACUGAUAGCCUUCUGACUGAAUACCUGUUAACCACAGGAGACAUGAUAGAAACAACACCCACAGGUGUUAACCAGGACCACCCAGAAUACAUCAGCUACUCUGAGGUACAGAGUGAGGUUCUCAAAAUUAAAAGCCCCUCCUACCAGGGAUCCCUUGAUGACAGCUUCUUCUUCAACAAUGCUGAGGCCUCUGGCAUCCCUCAGCAGGGAAAGCUGGAAGGGGAGGACUAUGAAGAAGAAAGGAACUGGGAGCAAGAAGAGAAGAGAAUCAAAGCUUUCAACGAUUUUUACGGCGAUGAGGAGAAUGAAAGAGAAGGGAGGCAGAUAAAAGUUCAGUUUUGUGCAGAGCCAUUGUCUCAAGUCAUUCGCUAUGAAAGCGACAGUGAUGAAGAGUCACUCAGCAGCUCCACAGACAGCGGGAGGGAGGACCUGAACUUCACAGAGUCAUGGGAUGAACCAAGGGAGCCUGACAACACCCUCAUGAAGCUGAUACUCAAGAUGGGUGUGCUGACCGGGAUGGGACUGCUGAUGUUCUGGUUGGCUACGGAUCAAGGAGAAUGGCUCAACCAGGUUUUCUUCUUUUAGGGCUAUGGAAGGUCCUUGGUCAUUAAAACCUGUUUAUAUGCUUGCACAUGUUUGUAAAGAAUGCAGUGUAAAGUCAAGUAUGUGUUGUUGUGCAGAUUUUUUGCUUAAUAAAGAGCUGUGUUUGUUCAAAAUUA
Oreochromis aureus is the source of this 2337-nucleotide messenger RNA. RefSeq lists its product as uncharacterized. The transcript is spliced from 6 exons. The coding region runs from base 134 to 2203 and encodes 689 amino acids. The record is from RefSeq and is a predicted model, not a curated record. NCBI's taxonomy places the organism in Eukaryota, Metazoa, Chordata, Actinopteri, Cichliformes, Cichlidae.